Molecule: messenger RNA, 2248 nt
Organism: Biomphalaria glabrata
Lineage: Eukaryota; Metazoa; Mollusca; Gastropoda; Planorbidae
Exons: 1
Coding region: 470-2248 (592 amino acids)
Source: RefSeq, a predicted model, not a curated record
UAGCAAACCCCUCUAACUUUCAAGAAAAACUAAGUAAUUUCACAUUUUUUGAAAAUAGUAUAUUUUAAAACCAGAACAUUUAUUCUAUAUGUUUCACUAGCUAUUUACUACUUAUUUGCUGUAAAUAUUUGUAUGUGAGCAUUUUUAGACACCCACCCCUUACACAAUUUUCCUUAGCAACCAUUGUUUAUUCAUCGUUUGUAAGGCUAUAACAUAAUUGUAAUUAAUAAUGUAAAAGUUAAAAAUGCGAAAUAAUGAAAGGCUAAGUAAAUCUGAACAGGAAGAAGUUACAAUAAGGAAGGUAACUCUAAAAUUUUUUAAAAAUAGUUCCAAAAUAUAAACUUCACAUGUUGGAUAUUUUUUCUAAAAUUUUUGUUGCUUUGUCAGUGCUGGACUUACUGUGCUUUUAUUUUUGUUGUGAGUAUUACUAUUUUGCUUAUUAUUGAAAGCCUGAACUGUUUCUUUCAAAAUGGGAAAUAAAAAAAAGGCCAGAAAAACAUUAAAAAGACAAUUUCGUGGCAAUCAACACACUUGUCCUACAACAACUAUUGAGUCUGUAGCAAGCAAAAUUACAGAGCUCCCUAAUACCGAUAGUGAGACAAAUGUCACUCCUGGUCCUUCUGCCAAGAAAAUUAAAAUGCAAAGUAAUAUUCUACCAGAAGAAAGGAACUUAAACAAUACCAACUCAUUUAUUUUAAUGGAUACUAGUAUUCUGUUUGCUUUUCUAUCUGCUACUGUUGCAUGUGAUGUGUGCUCCCAGUUCACCUUAUCUGUAGAGCUCGAUGACGAAAGACGGAGUGGUUUCGCCCAUGAAAUUAUAUUAAGAUGCAGUAAUUGCAAUGAAUGGGAGACAAGAUUCAAAACAAGUAGAGAGGAUUGUGGCCACAAAGAAGUGAAUUUAAGAAUGGUUUCAUUUGCAAGAGCCAUUGGAAGAGGAUAUAAUGCACUUGAUAUGUUUACAUUAUAUCUCAACAGCCCUCCGCCAAUGACCAGAAAUAACUACAAAAAAAUGUUUACAACAGUUGCUGAAGCUAGUAAAAAGGUAGCCAUGGAAAGUAUGGAGAAAGCAGUAACAGAGUUAAGGGAGAUAUCAGAAAAUUCUGAAGAUGAUGUAGUUGAUUGUUCUGUUUCUGUUGAUGGGACAUGGCAACGCAGAGGUCAUUCUAGCCAUCACGGAGUGGUAACGGCUAUUUCCGUUGAAAAUGGAAAGUGUAUGGAUACAGAAAUUCUUUCCAAUAUUUGUAAGGCAUGUCAGCAUUGGGAAAAAAGAAAGGGAACAGUUGAAUAUGAGUCCUGGAGGUUACAACACAAUUGCAAAAUUAAUCAUGCAGGUAGUGCUGGAGCAAUGGAAGCUGCAGGUGCAGUCAACAUUUUUAUGCGCUCUGUUGAAACCAGAAAUAUCAGAUACACUCAAUAUUUAGGUGAUGGAGAUUCUUCUUCAUACAAAAAAGUGGUCGAUUCUAAGCCAUAUGGAGAGAAGCCUAUCGAAAAACUGGAAUGCGUAGGCCACGUCCAGAAAAGAUGCGGGACAAGACUGAGGCGGCUAGUAAAUGACAAUAAAGGACGAAAGCUUGACGAUGGCAAGGGCAUUAGUGGUAUCGGCAGAUUAACCAGCAAAAAAAUAGACACACUCCAAAAUUACUUUGGAUUUGCCAUCCGUCAAAAUAGUGGUAAUUUGGAUCAGAUGAAAGCAGACGUCAAAGCUGUCCUUUUUCAUGUUGGAUCGUCUGAAAAAAUACCAAGACAUGAUUACUGCCCUGACAACUCUUGGUGCAAAUACAAGCUUGACCCAAAGUCUUACAAGCAUAAAAAUGGUCUCCCUGAAGCUGUGAUAAAAUUUUUGGAACCCAUUUUUGUAGAUCUGGCAAAUGAGGAGUUGUUGCGAAAAUGCACUCACGGAAAGACACAGAACAGAAAUGAAAAUUUGAACAAAUUGAUUUGGGAAAGAUGUCCUAAAGAAUUGUAUGUAGAGAAAGAAACUAUAGAAGAGGCAGUGUAUAGUGCUAUCUCUUAUUUUAAUGAUGGAGCAGUAUCAAUCAUUAAAUGUUUAGAAUACCUCGGUAUAGAACCUGGAUACUACACAUAUAAAAAGUGUUUUGACCGCGACAAAAAACGCAUUCGUUUUUCUGACAUCAAGUCGUCAGAAGCAGCAAAGAAAAGAAGAAAAACAUUAAGAGCCAUAAAAAAAGGCUUCCUGGAUACCACAGCAGCUUCAGAAGGGGAUAUGUACACAUCAGGAGGGCAUUAA